This is a messenger RNA of Fibroporia radiculosa, 459 nucleotides long. RefSeq lists its product as uncharacterized. Bases 1 to 459 code for a protein of 152 amino acids. NCBI's taxonomy places the organism in Eukaryota, Fungi, Basidiomycota, Agaricomycetes, Polyporales, Fibroporiaceae. The record is from RefSeq and is a predicted model, not a curated record. The transcript is spliced from 2 exons.
AUGCGCGUUUCGACAGUCGUUGGGUUGGGGUCUCUUGUCAUCGCUCCCGCCUUUGCCAUCUCAGCUGGCGGCUCCAGGAAGCCUAAAGUCCCAGACAAGCCCCAGGCGUUAAAGAGUCACUUGCUCCAACAGGAGGUCUACCACCGCCUCAAUCACUACCCAGACCAGCAUGUGUACUCACAGGCAGACAAUCGGCCCACCUCAUUUGAUGAACUCCCAAAUCCCUUUGAUCAGCCUAGGCCAAAGCCACCAUCGAAUCGCAAUAAGCCACUCCCUCCACUCCCGCACGCAAGGAGAAUGUUUGCUGAAGAUGCCGAGGUGGGACAAUAUGGCCGUGGCGAGGAAGGGCGAUUCUCCCAUCAGGGCAGUGAGCCCGAUCGCGACGGUAGCAGCCGCGACACCUGGCACCGCACUCGUGCGCUUUUGGUGCGUGCAUUGCUUGAUGCUGAGCUGGACUGA